Molecule: messenger RNA, 3219 nt
Organism: Guyanagaster necrorhizus
Lineage: Eukaryota; Fungi; Basidiomycota; Agaricomycetes; Agaricales; Physalacriaceae
Product: acetyl-CoA synthetase-like protein
Exons: 20
Coding region: 1-3219 (1072 amino acids)
Molecular function (GO): phosphopantetheine binding
Source: RefSeq, a predicted model, not a curated record
AUGGCUUUCCUCCUCCCUCCUCCGAACAAGACUCUUCACAGUAUCGAUGGUUGGAUCAUUCCACCUCUUGAUGGCUCCUUGACUGUACCAGAGAUCUAUGAUUUUCACUAUGAGAACAAUUCAAAUCAUGCAGUUUUCGCAUAUGGAAAUCCAGAAGGCGAUGGAAUCACUCUUGUCCCGUAUUCCGAAGUGAUCCCAGCGGCGCACAGAGCUGGAUGGUUAAUAGCAAACGCUGCGAACUUCGACUUGCGGCAGAAUCGUGCUGUACGGCCAUUAGUAGCUGUACUAGCUGCCAGCGAUACUAUAACAUUCUUUACGACGUUUAUUGGUAUGUUCCGUGCUGGUAUCCCUUUCUUGGCCUUGUCGCCACGCAAUUCGCCUGCUGCGCUCGCCCAUCUCUUGAGGACAACUGAACCGACACAUCUUUUCGUCAGUGCGGAUGCCUCUUUGCUGGAGCUCGCGAGGGACUCCUUCAAAUUUCUUGAUGGUAGUCAUGUCCCCGAGAUUGCUUAUAUGCCUUCCUAUGAAGAUCUAUAUAUCAAGAAUGGGUCGUUCAUCCGAUUGCCACCUCGUGGACAGGACUUGACCACCAGAACAGUCAUAGCUCACUCAUCGGGUUCGACUUCUUUUCCGAAACCCAGUGUCUGGAAUGACAAGAAAAUGGUAUCGUAUCAUUUCAUCCUUGCUUCUUACAUAGGGUUCGGCGACUAUAACUUCUGCGGACAGAUAUUCUCAUGCCAUUGUCUAGCGAUGUUUCAUAGUGCCGGUAUAAAUUUUAUCAACUGGCUAUCUACAACUGGUAUGAUCAUGGCUGUAUUCCCUCCAAGUUCUCCUUCCGUAAUCCCGUCGUUCGACUCUGUUUUCAACGGCUUUGUGGCGACACGUGCAGCGUACGGAUUUGUGCCGCCGAUAUUCUUGGAAGAAUGGAGUCGGGAUCCAGUCAAAGUUGCUCAUCUUACAACUCUGAAAGGCAUCGCUUUCGGUGGUGCACCACUCAAUCCGACUGUAGGGAAUUACCUGACAAACGAAGGGUGCAAGCUUCUCCUUUUAUAUGGAAUCACCGAAGCUGGGGUUCUCUCGAAAUUCUUCACCGUCGCUCUUGGAAGAGAUUGGCAGUACAUGAUGAUCAACCCCACUUUCACGCUGGAGUUAGUCCCAGAAGGCGACGGGACUUAUGAAGGCAUAGCAGUGGCAAACUUCCAUACGGAGCUCUCCAUCAUCAACACGAAACACAAAGGCAGAAAUGCAUACGCGACCAACGACCUCUUCCUUCCUCACCCAAGCGUUCCGGGUUUGUGGAGACUUGUCGGUCGUAAGGAUGAUCGAAUAGUGCUCUCAAGUGGAGAGAAGACAAAUCCAGGUCUUUUGGAAUCGGUGCUUGCUCGAGAUCCUCAUGUUAAGGCUGGUCUGUAUUUCGGCCAUGGUAGAUUCCAGAACGGUCUCCUUGUCCAGCUCAAACCACAGUAUAUCUUUCCUCCGAGCGAUCAAGCUUCGGUCAUAAAAUAUAGAUCAGUCAUCUGGCCUACUGUUGAGAAAAUGAACGAGCUCGCUAUGGGUCAUUCUCAGCUAUUCAAAGAGAUGAUCAUCUUUUCGGGCCCUUCCAAGCCGUUUUCAUUCAAUGCAAAAGGCUUACCCAGACGGGUUAUAGUUCUCAAAGAGUAUCAGGCAGAAAUCGACACGCUCUACGACACCAUGGAAGACAACAUAGAGAUAGGUCCUCCUUUAACUUGGUCAUCGAUGGCAUCACUUGCUUUCAUCAGGGCCGUCGUGAACAAUACCCUGAAUCAUCCCGUAGGGGACAAUGAUGAUGUUUUUGAGCAUGGAUGUGAUAGCCUUCGAGCCGCAAGGAUGCGUAACACUAUCAUUCACGCUCUGCGCACCACACAAGCUGAGAAGGUCAAACUGAUAAACCCAAACUUCAUUUAUGAUCAUCCGCGAAUCGCUGCUUUGGCGGAUUUUGUCUCGGACUCCGUCGAUACCCGGAAAAGCGACAUACGAUCUGCGAAGCUCGAGAAUAUUCAAGUAAUGCUUGAUCGUCACGCGUCAUCGUUUUCUCGUGCUGUCGUUCCUCGCCGAUCGACUCUUCAUUCGCCUGGGGACGUGAUUCUCAUUACAGGAACGACUGGAGGGCUUGGGGCAGCGACCCUUGUUAAACUCGCGGAUUCCGAAUCUGUACACAGGAUCUUUGUCAUAAAUAGAUCGGCGAAAGACGGUCGCAGCUUGUUGGAAAGGCAAGAAGAAGCACUGGAAUCUCGAGGAUAUGACCCGGCUAUCGCAUCGCUGUCAAAGAUGGUUUUAAUUGAAGCUGACCUGACAGAGCCCGGCUUUGGAAUCGAGGCGUCUAUAGAGAAAGAAAUUCAUGAUAGCGUGACCCAUAUCAUCCACAUCGCUUGGCGGGUGGACUUCAAUCUGCCGCUGUCCUCAUUCGAUGGUAUUUUGAAGAGCAUGCGGAAUCUGAUUGACCUUGCUUUAUCAUCGCCGCAGUCUCAGACCCCCAAAUUCCUCUUUACAAGCUCAGUUGGUGUUCUCGGAAACUUACCCGGUACCGCAAACGGCAUUUUGGAGCAGCCUAUCGAUGACCCGAGCGGCGUUGUGGGACAAGGAUACUCUGAGUCGAAAUGGCUUGGAGAGCAAAUGUUAUAUCGUGCUGCCAAGGAGACGUCUCUACGUCCCUUAGUUGUACGCGUCGGUCAGAUUGCGGGUGGCGUCAAUGGGUCUUGGAAUACUUCUGACUGGAUACCCGCAAUCGUAAAGUCUAGCAGAGCUCUGGGGUGCUUGCCAGAGUUCAAAGGAACGAGUACAUGGGUUCCUCUAGAUACUGCUGCUAGCGCCAUCGCAGAUUUGAGAAGUGCAUCGACACCGGCAUUGACAGUUCAUUUGGUUCACCCAAGACCGACUGUUACCCGGAAGAUUUUCCAGACAAUGGCGCAGUACCUUGGCGUUCCUCUUCAACCUUUUGGGGAAUGGCUAGGUGCAUUGGAAGUUGCUGCCGAAAACCCCAAGAUUUCUUCGGAUGACAUACCGGCCCUGAAGUUGUUGCAAUUCUUCCGCAACGGUAUCCGAAGUGAGGAAGAGGGGAAAGAACCCAUUGGUAUUCCGGCGAUAGACUGUUCGGUGGCGGAACGAGCGUCUACACACCUUCGGAACGCAAAGUCUAUUCAAAAAGAGGACGUGCUGUCAUGGCUACAAUAUUGGACGAGUGCUGGAUUUUUGCCGUAG